UAUUAUUAUUAUUAACCCUUCUCGUAAACCUUAUUACGUUUCACCGGACCAGAAUCACUAUUAGUCGUCUUCACAGAUGAGAGCAAACAGAGAUCACCAGUUAAGUCAGGUAAUUAGUUCAGAAAAAAACAUUCAAAGAAAACUCCCGUAGAAGCCCAGUGUGAACGUAUAGCGCACGAACCAGUCUAUACUCUUAUAAAUGGUCUUCUGCUUCUAAAUAGAAUCAUUACUUUUAUAUUAUGGUUUGUUAAUCAUUUCGCGCAUUUCUCCAAGACAUAUAGAGUCACACUCCAAGACUCAAUUGAAUAAAGAAAAUAAAGGCGAACCCCAAUUCACAAGACCUGAGCGCGGGCUGCAAAUUAAAGUUCCCAUUUGCAGGGUUCAACGUUACCUUUUAGUUGAGGCUCGCACCCUUCAGACGAGAGUGUACAAGGUCACCGGAAUCGCGGGAUUUUCGUCUUCCGUGCCUCAGAGAAACCAGUUAACGAUUCCUGUAUCACACCUAGCACACAGCGCCCUAUUAUGCCCUUUGUUUUGCGAGUAAAAUUAUUAAUCAGUAGCAACCUCACGAUCAAUAUAUUAUUACUUACCUCAUGGUCAAGAAGAACAGGAAUGCUAUAAAUUAAGUAAUGGAGAAACACGCGAGUCUCAUAGACCAACAGAAUUAACCGCGCCGCGCAACUAUGAAAUAAAAUGAGCGCCGACUCGCUCAUUGGUCGGGCCCAUGGCGCAUGCGCUGAUCGAUCCACGCUAGCCCCGUGUUCCCGCCUUCCGAUCAAAACGAUCAGAUGGGAGCUUGGGCUCAGAGCAGACCGAACUCCCCGCAACAAAGUCAACUCUCUUUGGUGUCGGGAAGCGGGGGCGCCGGAGAAUGAUUCCUUCAUUUAAAAUAUUACCGUUCGUUUCUUUUGGGCAGACGUCCACUUUCUCUUUAAUAUUUUAUUUGUGCGUAAAGAUGACAGCGGUUUUGGAGGUCCUGGGUUGAAUCAUCGCCUGUAGUCGAUAUCUACUCACUUUGUUCGCUGGAAAGUAGGCGUGAAACUUUUUCGACGGUAUCGCAUCUCUGGCGAAGGCAUGAAGCCGAAAAAGGCGCGCCGCUGGGAUCUUUUGACAAAACACGAGCCUUAGGGCAUGAUCUCGAUGGGACAGGUCGAUGCCAGAUCCCAGUACCAGAUCCCCUUGAGACAGGUCCCUAUGCCCAUGCGACAGGUCCCUGAAGCUACGUGAGUACUGUCGGCCGCUAGUCCUCAUGGCUGAUAACCAGACGUACCAUCACGGUACGCACGCCUCUAGUGGCCCCGAAAACGCGUCUUCGCCGAGUUUUCCGCUGCCCGACGACCUGACCUUCAACACCCUGUCCCUCGUUCAAGUCAUCGUGUACUCGGUGCUCUUUGUCGCGGCCGCAGCUGGCAACGUGUCCGUGUUCUUCAGCCUCUUCGGCGAGAGACACCGCAAGUCCAGGAUCAAGCUGAUGAUUCUGCAUCUGGUUGUGGCCGACCUAAUCGUCACCUUCGUCAUGAUUCCGCUGGAGAUCAUCUGGAGGCUCACCGUGCAGUGGACCGCGGGCAACGUCAUGUGCAAGGUGAUGCAGGUGCUCAGGGCGUUCGGACCCUACCUGUCUUCGAUGGUGCUCGUGUGUAUCAGCGUGGACCGCUACUUCGCCGUGCUGCAUCCGUUCAAGGUGCACGAUGCUCGCCGAAGGGGAAGGAUGAUGCUCGCCGCCGCCUGGUAUACCAGCUUGGUGUGCAGCUCCCCACAGGCCUUCAUCUUCCGGGUGAUGGAGCACCCGGCCAUGCCGGGUUUCUACCAGUGCGUCACGUUCGCCUUCUUUCCGUCGCCGUGGCACGAGCGCGCCUACAACCUCUUCUGCCUGCUCGUGCUGUACGGAGUGCCGCUGGCCGCCAUCAUGCUCUGCUACGGCUGCAUCCUGGCAGAGAUUCGCCGAAGCUCCACCGAGUCCGCCGCACGUUGCCCGCCCUCCCGCGGCCAAAACCGGAAGCGUUCCAGCGAGGAUCCCCCGGUUCGCCUGCUCAGCGAGCACGGCGGAACUGCUCGCGAUCGUGGCUCGAGAUAUGUCAUUCCGGAAUGCAGGCAACACUCUUCACUGUCCCAACCCGACCAGGCAACCGACUCAGCCCCAGCCCGUGGCCGCCUCCGUCUCCGUCGCUCGGACACCCGCCACAUCCAGCGGGCUCGCGACCGAACCCUCCGGCUCACCGUCAUCAUCGUUCUGGCCUUCUUCUGGUGUUGGACGCCCUACGUGACCAUGGUCCUCUGGUACCAGUUCGACCCGGACGGCGCCGGCCACGUCAACGGCUACCUCCAGUCGUCCCUCUUUAUGUUCGCCGUGUCCAACUCGUGCGUCAAUCCGCUCGUGUACGGCAGUUACACGACCAGCUCCAAGAAGCUGACCGACAAGGUGCGCGGCUCGCUGGUACGUGUCCGAGACGGAGGACGUUGUCUGCUCUGCAGGAGGUCUUCGGGCAAAACUGUGGUGUCUUCGCCCUGGAAGCCCACGUCGUCGGUGGUUAAGAGUGUCGAACCGGACAGGGACUGCUGUUCCUUAUGUUCGUCUGACAUUCACGCGUCAGACUACAAGCUCUACCCGGUGGAUGGGAAACCCAAGAGUGUCGAAAUCAGUGUGCGCUCGGAUAGGCCUGACAGGAGCGUGUGUGAGGUAACUGGUUCCAGGAGAGGCCGUUACAGUGUGUGACACUUCAUUUGU
This is a messenger RNA of Ixodes scapularis (black-legged tick), 2725 nucleotides long. RefSeq names its product gonadotropin-releasing hormone receptor. The coding region runs from base 1250 to 2713 and encodes 487 amino acids. The transcript has 4 exons. Gene Ontology annotation, molecular function: vasopressin receptor activity; peptide binding. Gene Ontology annotation, biological process: G protein-coupled receptor signaling pathway. NCBI's taxonomy places the organism in Eukaryota, Metazoa, Arthropoda, Arachnida, Ixodida, Ixodidae. The record is from RefSeq and is a predicted model, not a curated record. Gene Ontology annotation, cellular component: membrane.